UCUUGAUUUCCUUAUCAAUCACAGUGAAACUAUUGAAAUUAUUGAGCUCAUAGUUACUCUCAAACUUCAGACCCUUCCAGUACACUUCGGCCUUAGUAAUAGAGGAUUUAGCGCCAUGAACUCCGUCAACUACCAAGCGGAAAUAAUAGUUAACAUCCACGAGACUGUGCCCCAAGCUUUUAUUGAUACCCCGAGCAUUUUAUAUCGCGAAUGGAAUCAGGGAAUCGACCAGCCACUUGGCACUCUCCCAAAAAAUCUCAAAAUUUGUUUGAUUGGGGCAGGAAUAUCAAAUGCGAUAGCCGCUCUUGAACUGGUGAAAGCCGGUGCUCACGUCACACUCCUGGAGGCUAGAUCCGAGGUUGGCGGGAGAGCGCGAUCGGAAAAAUUCGAGGAUGGCUUCAAUAUUGCUGAAAUGGGCGCUAUGCGAUUCCCGAUUACCAGUGGACUUUUACUAUAUUACGCGAAGGAAUUCGGUUACUGCUUUAUUUCAGAUUUCCCAGACCCGGGUAGGGUUCCAACUUUUAUUUCUUAUAGAGGCCGAAAUGUCUACUGGAAGAAUCUCACUGCGGCCCCCAACGGUUUCGAGAAGGUGCAUGUGGGUUGGGAUACGUUUGUAAAAAAUGGAUUAAAAAAUGACGACACAGAGAUUUUUACAUCUCUAUAUCAUUUAAGAACUUUGCUUCAAUCGAAAGAUCAAGAAGUGAGGCUCACAGCAGUUCCUCUGUGGCAGAAAUACUUGGAUUUCUUCAAGAAAGACAGCUUUUUCGGGGGGCUUCGAAGGAUUUUUGGACCUGAGCACGAGUGGGACAUCCCCGGGCAACAAGAAUGGGAAGAAAAUGAUUUUGAAAUGUUCGGAAGUCUAGGAAUAGGUUGCGGCGGCUAUGCACCUGUUUUUUGCAGAGACUUUACUUACAUCUGCCGCUUAGUGGUCAAUGGACUAUCAAGCGAGCAGGCCACUUUUGCAAAAAUGAAAAACGAUCAACCAUUUCCCGCACCCAUACAAGAAUUAGUCAAAGAUAUUUGCUCGAAGGCGGCCUCACUAGGGGCAACCGUCAGAUUGGAAACACGCGGCGAAGUAGUUUCUUCUUGCAACAUCAACGGCUCUUCCUCAGUAACGGUGGAGGAAACUUGCCAUGGCGUCACAACGGAGAAUGUUUACGACCUUGUCAUCAUUGGCACUACUACCCGCGCUGCAAACGUGAUGAUGAGAUAUCUCAGUAGUUAUUCCUCCAAAAUCCUUUCUGAAGCUGCCAGCACGGCAGUAAACAACAUCAGCAUGAUUUCUUCAACCAAGGUUUUUGCCAGAGUGAAGAAAUUUUGGAAUGAGAAGAGCAAAGAGAAUUAUCCAAGAGUCAUCUUAUCAGAUACCAAAGCUUCCCAGCUUUAUACUUUGGACUACGGACAUCCAGAUUAUGCAAUAGUUUUGCUGACAUAUGCCUGGGGUGAUCUAUCAGAUCAGAUCAUGACAGUCAAAAACGAUAAGGAACUCUAUCGAAUUUUGAAAAAUCAGAUCCAUGAGAUCAUGCGCGACUCCGACUUCAGUGACUAUGCAGAACAAUUAACUCCCGUCGAAGAAAACGACAUACGUGUAGUUCACUGGCAACUUGAUCCAACAAGUCUUGGAGCAUUCACUCUGGCCAGGCCUGGCCAAGCGCGAUUGAUUGCUGACGCAUUUUACGACUUCAAAAGGCUAUUGGAAGACCAAGAUCACUCCGGAGUUUUACUUAAUGGUGAUUCUAUCACCUUCGAAGGAGGAUGGAUUGAGGCUGCGUUGAGGACUUCCAUGAAUGUCACAUCAGCAAUCCUGCUCAAGUAUGGAUCUGUAGAAGGAUAUAGUAAGGCACCAAUAAACUUGCUAGAUAGACAUAUUUAUAAGUAUUAG
Puccinia graminis f. sp. tritici CRL 75-36-700-3 is the source of this 1882-nucleotide messenger RNA. RefSeq lists its product as uncharacterized. The coding region runs from base 116 to 1882 and encodes 588 amino acids. Lineage: Eukaryota; Fungi; Basidiomycota; Pucciniomycetes; Pucciniales; Pucciniaceae. The record is from RefSeq and is a predicted model, not a curated record. The transcript has a single exon. Gene Ontology annotation, molecular function: polyamine oxidase activity; L-amino-acid oxidase activity. Gene Ontology annotation, biological process: amino acid catabolic process.